AGUUGUUGGAUGCGGUCCCUAAUUUACAAGAAUUAAAAAAAAUUCCCGGUUUAGAUUUGCAUCCCCUUAAAGGUAAACGACAAGGUCAACAUGCUAUCAAAGUAAAUGACCAGUUUAGAGUCUGUUUUAUUUGGGGUAAAGACAAUAAUGUUUAUGAACCUAUUCAUCCGGGUGAAAUCAUUCGCGAAGAAUUUAUGUUACCUCUACACUUAACUAGUGAAAAGUUGGCUCAAGAUAUAAAACUAGCCCCCCAAGAAGUGGAGGCAGUUAUUCAAGAAAAAAAAGACCUUAAUAUGGACUUAAUUUGUCGUUUAAGUGCUUAUUUUGACCUCCCCGUAGAAUUCUG
Paraglomus brasilianum is the source of this 346-nucleotide messenger RNA. NCBI's taxonomy places the organism in Eukaryota, Fungi, Glomeromycota, Glomeromycetes, Paraglomerales, Paraglomeraceae. The record is from the annotation of a GenBank genome assembly.